Glossina fuscipes is the source of this 1258-nucleotide messenger RNA. RefSeq lists its product as uncharacterized. The transcript has 4 exons. NCBI's taxonomy places the organism in Eukaryota, Metazoa, Arthropoda, Insecta, Diptera, Glossinidae. Bases 399 to 899 code for a protein of 166 amino acids. The record is from RefSeq and is a predicted model, not a curated record.
ACUAGAAUUACCGGAUACCCAAUUUCAUAUCUCUGAUGAAGAGUUAAUCGAAUGUUGCAAUAAAGCGGAAGAUACGAUGAAAGAAGUAAAAACAUAGACGCUCCAGAAGAAAAAGAAACAAUUGUGGGUAUAGUACUUGAGGACUCUCCAGAAGGAGGAGAUGACAAAAAAAAAAAACAAUUGUGGAUAUAAUAUUUGAGGACUUUUCUACAUCGCCUUUUAAUAGUCCUGUAGUAUCACCCGAGAGUAAGUUAAGGAAUUUGGAACAAUCCCCUUUAUAUAUUUUACGGGAAAAACCCAAGAAAAACUACAGCCGUGAAUUUAGAGAAAAGGCAAAAUUGGCUCUUUUGUACGAUUCUACGUCAGAAAGAAAAGCUUCAGAUCGAGGUUCUUACGAUAUGGAAAAAGAGGACAUUUACAACAUAAAUGAAACUUUGGUGCCAUCCAAUCAGUUUAAAACUGAGAUAAGUAACAAUUAUGAUUGGGAUGAAGAUGGCGAUGACAUUUUUGCUUCCAUAAGCACUCAAGAAAUCCUACAUCAAGACGUGGAGAUGAAUAAUUCAUUUUCCAUUAAUAAUUUUUCCCAUACGUCUAAGUUCCCAGUAAAUAAGCAGAUAACCCAGGGUAACCAAAGAGACAAGAGCUUGGUGCUGAGAGAAACUAAUGUUGCAUUAGGACUUCAAAAAGCUAGCGGAGAACGGCCUGAGUUGCGAGUAGGUAAAGACGCAGUUGGCGUGAGUGAAAUUUCUAUUGAAAACGAAUCGGAAGAAGUGAAAAGGAAAGUGAAUCGAGUUGAAGUGGGCAAGGUGAAUAAUCCGGAAAGUUCACUUGUCUCUGCUGGUUUUCAAACAGCGAAUGGUAAAAAAACCUCCAUAUCAAGAAACGAAUUAUCAAACUGAACUAAAAGACAUAAAAGCUCGGAUGACGAUUAAAAGUAUUAAAAGUAUGGAGUCCAAGUUUGGAAAAAAUACAAACAGCAGUGCGCAAAUAGCCAACAAAACAGGCUUUCAAGCGAUGUGCGAAAAAGGCAAAGAAGAAAGAAUCAACGAAUAUCCCAGCAGCAGCAAAUUGUCAGCAGCUGGUCCAAUGCUGUGUCGUAAAAAGUAUUUGUUGUCAUUAAAUCCAAAAUAUAAUUAUAAGCCACCCCCCCCCAACUUUGUGAGACGCCGAAUAGAAACACACGACAAACCGAGACUACGACCCCAGAAUUAGGGGAGUUUAUUAAUAAUGCUGUUAAAACAAGUACACCAUGCGUUAA